This is a messenger RNA of Folsomia candida, 1879 nucleotides long. RefSeq names its product ras-related protein ced-10. NCBI's taxonomy places the organism in Eukaryota, Metazoa, Arthropoda, Collembola, Entomobryomorpha, Isotomidae. Bases 747 to 1412 code for a protein of 221 amino acids. Gene Ontology annotation, molecular function: GTP binding; GTPase activity. The record is from RefSeq and is a predicted model, not a curated record. The transcript is spliced from 5 exons. Gene Ontology annotation, biological process: small GTPase-mediated signal transduction.
CCUGGUGGUGACGAAUCCCAGAAAAAUUUCUUCUAAGAACCGUUUAGUCUAGAGACAUAAAUAAAACAAUACUAAAAUGAAAUCUGAAACUGGAGCAGUAAAGACCGGAAAGCAUAUUUACAUAAGUUAGAAUAGAGUAAAUUCGUGUACAGGGCAAUAGAUACAUAUGCUCAUAGAAUAGAUGUUUAUUUGACCAUUUAGGCAAUACGGCAUAUUUAGAGCUACAUGCUGGCUGGGAUAUGUAGCAUAGAAUUAUUAAAUUAUGUACAUACUUACGUGACCAGGCAAGUUAAAUAUGUAUACAAUUAUACAUUAUAGAGGUGACUAAAUAACCCUACAGCUUAUGUAAAUAUGUCCACUAGUCCACUCCAGGUUGAAUAUAUUUAUUGCGAUUACGUGCCUUUUUAACGCCUCGACGGGUAAUAAUAAUAUGUAAUGAUCCCCCCGACAAUAUAAUAAAUGACGCGGCGUCAUUGACGCCCCAAUUCCAUGUACCACGACGACAUGCAUACUACUGACUGGCUUUAAUUUCCUGUCCUUGGUUUAUUUAUUUAACUUGUUUUGUUAUUUAUUUACGGUUCAGUAUAUUUAUUAUGCGUCGACUUUUUCAUUAGUUUCGCUUAUGUACAUACAUAUAUUCCGUCCGAUGUGAAUAGGAAGUCAAAUGUGGUGCAAACUUGGUCAGAUUUACGGCCAACAACAUAUUUUUCGUGGUGACACUUUUUCCGAAUCCCGAAGUCAAAGAAAUGAGCAUCCGGUCCAACAGGUCGAGUUCCUCUUCCACCACGCCGCACAAUAAUGCCCCCACCAUAACGGAGACCUUACGCCCGAUCAAGAUCACCGUCGUCGGAGAUGGAACCGUCGGCAAGACAUGCCUACUCAUCAGCUACACGCAAAACUCAUUCCCUCAAGAGUACAUCCCCACAGUGUUCGACAACCACGCCAAGACGCUGACCGUCGAUGGAAAAUUGGUGGGCCUUACAGUCUGGGAUACGGCAGGUCAAGAAGAGUAUGAGAAGCUGCGACCCCUCUCUUAUCCAAAGACUGACUGUUUCAUAAUCUGCUACGCCAUAGAUAACCCAGCCUCUUUCGCUAACGUGGAGAUCAAAUGGGUUCCCGAGCUGCGCCAGCACUGUCCAAGGGCGUCCAUUCUCCUCGUCGGGACGAAGAGCGACCUCCGCACGGAGCAAGACGACACCAAGCUUAUCUCAGAAAGUGAUGGGAAAAAGCUGAAGAAAAAAAUCAAGGCGGCCCAGUUUCUAAGUUGCUCGGCUAAAACGCAAGAGAAUUUGGAUGCCGUUUUCAUCGAGGCGGUGAGAGCCAUAAUGAAGCAGAAAAAUAAUAAGAGUGGCGGUGGUCAGAAGAGGGGUCGUAGUUUGAGGGGGAAGAAAUUUAACUGUAGUAUUUUAUAAAGGGAAAUAAUUUAGUUAACAUUUUUUAUGGAUGUCACAAAAUAUAUUUUUAGAGUAGAACUCGAUGACUCAAUGUCAAAAUCGUCAAAGGCAGCGCAUUUUUAAACAUUUCUCGGCAGGUCGUUGCCAUUAAAAAAACAUACACUUUAGAUUUUGAGUUUCUGAAGGAGAUUUCAAAUUGCCGAAGCCUUAAGAAAAAUUGUAACUCGUCGACACUGGCUUAAAACACUCACCAUCAUUCAACUCACUGGCUACAAAUUUGUGGUCCAGAAUUUUAAAAUAAAUUCCCAGAGCCGAGGAAUGAUUAAAAAUGUAUAGAUUUUGUCGAUUUUGGUGAUGAGUCAUCGAGUCGUACGUUAAUGAGUUGGUUGUCAUUUUAAAUAACGGCAUAUAUCUAAUUUAUUCACAAUUGUUAUAAAAGUAAUAAUAACAAAUUGUUGUACAUAUAAAUCACUAUUUAUUACAUA